Penicillium lagena is the source of this 3117-nucleotide messenger RNA. Its product is annotated as DUF1708 domain-containing protein. NCBI's taxonomy places the organism in Eukaryota, Fungi, Ascomycota, Eurotiomycetes, Eurotiales, Aspergillaceae. The transcript has 4 exons. Bases 1 to 3117 code for a protein of 1038 amino acids. The record is from RefSeq and is a predicted model, not a curated record.
AUGCCGUUCUUUUCUCGCGUCUUCCGGGGUAAAGACUCCAGCGCGACCAAAAAGCAAGCCAAGCCGGCGCCGACCUCGGACCCAACGCCCGCGAAGCCCAAGUGGACCGACGCAUGGCAGCGCACGGAGGUUGCGCCGGAGGAAGUGCAGGAUCUUGUGAAGGGCUGUGCGCAAGAAUUGAAGGCUCGAGCUCUUGACACUCCUUUCCUUCUCCUGCCGUUCCGUCCAAGCUCCGAUCCCAGCGCCGCCCGGACUUUCGUUCGCAACUACUUCAACCAGUCCUUCGAGAAAGGCACCCCUGUCAACGGCGAUGAGCUCAUGCAGGAGCUGCGGCUCAAUGAGCCGAUGGUACUGGCUAGUGUGCUGAAAUGGUGCUGGAGCAGACUUCCCGGUGGUGUGGUUACGUGGGAGGCCUAUGAGCUGUUCAAGGUCGGCGAACAAGACUCCGAUUGGGCCCGCGACGCUUUCUCGACCUUUAUCCCAAUCAGUGUGGACUCCGAUGCGCGUACACAGAUCAUCUUCUCCUUCUUUGACUUGCUGGCUGCAAUUGCCGCGCAUGGAAAGAGCAAUGGUCUGGGAGGUCGCAAACUCUCUCGCUAUGCUGGAUGGUGGGCCUUUGAACAUACGGACACGGGCAAUGGUUUCGAGGCUUCCUACAAGAACUGGGCUGCUGGUGCCGAUGCCACGAGCCACCUGUUUUUCGCCUAUUUGCGUUCUCUGACGCCCGAUGUGCCGCGUGGAGUCACCGGUAUCUCUUCUCUGCCUAUUUCCCUUCAGACUCUUCUCGAAGCCACGGAAUAUCCGCCGGAAACCCCCAGUUUGUUACAGGUCAGUACGACCAAGGUGGUUAUGAUCGUGGAGAGUGUCUCUCCAACGCCCUUUUCCUUGCUGCGCCGCGCAAGGAACUUCGAAUACAGUGACAACGAUUGGCACUUGCAGGAGUUUGCCGACUUCGAGGACCCGAUUCAGGCAUUGACCGACGAGUGCCUGCGUGUGCUUAAGUGUAUUUCCACCACAAAUGAGUCCACCGUCUCCACCUCGAAACACUCGACCAGCCUGCGGGAUGCUUCCUGGUCCCGUUUUGAGGAUAUUGGGUUCGGAGGUUCAAUUGAGUCUGACCAAGAGGAUGAGGAUGCCACCGCAGCGGCAGCGGUGCAAAAGAACGAAGCGGCUGGAGGUAUAAAGUCUGUGCCUCAGUCUCAGGGCGCUGAUUUCGGCCGUCCUACCACUCCGUCCUGGGCCGACUUCAUGUCGUCCGGCUUCGGGGAUGAGAACAAUCUCAAAAAUCCUGUCGGCCCCCUGCUUCUGCCACCGGACAAAGUACUGCCUCCUAUCGUCGCAGCACGAGGCCAGAGCUCCCAGUCUCAUAAGCGUCACUUGGACGCCGAGCCGUCGCUGGAGCCGGGUGAGUUGGCCAGCAUCAGCACUCUGGAUCUGGACGACUCAUUCUGGUGGGUUUGGAUCACUAGUCUGUCUGGCGACGAGCCCUCCGCACGCAAAGCAGUCUUCGGCCGUUGCGCACUUCUCGAAACCGUCAUUCGUAAUACAAAGUGGUUGGUCCUUGAGGAACAGGUCAAGGGCGCCGCCCCGGAGCCGGAGGUGGGAGCGCAAAUUGUCGAGAAGAAACGCUUCUUUAGCUUUGGUAGUCGCAAGGGUACCAAGCUGAGCCGCCGCAAGUCCUCGGCUAAGAAGGUAUCUUCAAUUGAGGAGUCGUACAAGCGCACGGGCAACCAGGCUGGGCAAAGCAAGACCAGCAUUGGACCCGAUCAGCACAAGCGCAUUCAGGCAGCUGCCGCAGCUCUGCAAAAGAGGCAUCGCGAGCAGGAAGCCCAGGCAGCUAAAGACCAAGGUCACGCUGGCGAUGAAAGCCGUUCCACGAAGACUAACUCGGUCCUGACGCUCCAGCCGGCUAUUGUGAACGAGGCCUCUUCGGCUAUGAAAUGGGCCAACAAUUAUGACAAGCAUUCUCUUCGAGCCGCCUAUCUGAGUGACACCCGUGCUGGUACUGGCACUCACGCUGAGCAUGCUGCAGCACCUCCAGCAGAGAAGCCUACCACUCCCACACCCGCCCCGCUGGCCACUACAACGUCUAAGAACCCUCCGCCGCCGCCUCCUAAGGAUGCCGUGGCGACCCCGCUGCCUCCAUCCCCCGAGCCGCCUGCAAAGCCCCCCAAGGAUGAUGUACCUCCUCCACCUCCACAGGAUGAUGAUAAGAAGGCCGCCACCAAAACAGUGGUAGUUGAGCCGCCUGUUGAACCGUCGCCUCAGGAACUGGUCGAGGAGACCAACAAGAAGCUCAAGAAGAAGAGCGGCAACGCCGGAUUCAAAAACAUGUUUACCGCCAACAAGAAGAAGAGCGAUCAGCCGCCCGUAAGGACUACCGGUGUUUCUUCCUCUGUGGCAGCUGCGCGCGCCGCCCUCGAAGCCAAGGCCAAGGAAGCUCAGGACUCCGUGCCCAAGUCAUCAAAGACAUCUGUGCUGAAGAAGAAGCCCGUUCCCGAGAAGAAGGCCGAGGCGACAUCCCCUGCCCCUGCCCCUGCUGCGGAACCGGAGAAGCCCUCAACCCCCCAGAAGACUGAAGAGCCCGUGGCCGAACCUGUGGUUGAACCCGAGGCUAUCGCACGGCCGGCUGCCAGCUCAAUUAACGAGAAUGCCGGCGGGCCACCGACGACACGACACGCAGUCGAGUAUGACGCUCUCUCGCGCGUCGAUACCAACGAGCGCGACGCGGCUGAUCAGGAGUUCUCCAAGUUUGACCAGGGCCCUUUGAUCGAGCAGCCUGCUUUUAUUCCUGUUGAGUCGCCGCAGUUGACUCCUAUGGCUGCGCCAGUACCAGAGGCAACUCCUGAGGCCUUACCGACCCCUGCCAACGGCCAUGAUGACGAGCCUGCUUCUGCCCCCGAAGCUGAAGGCGAAAUCUCGUCGGACGACCGCUGGGCUCAGAUCCGCAAGAACGCUGCGGAGCGAAUUGGCGCCCCUGAGGAGCCUGAGACCCGGACUAGCCAGUCUGAGCGGACAGACGAGGGAGACACCAGCGGCGAAGAAACCAUCGAGUCCCGCGUUGCUCGCAUCAAGGCCCGUGUCGCCGAGCUAACCGGAAACAUGGAGACAAAUUAG